CCAAAAGAUCGAAUACUGUAAUGGCGAUUGCUAACACAGCAUUUUCUGCCAUGAAGAGGAGACGAGAAACACAGUCGAAAUAGGAAAUAGGAGAUUUGGUAUUAUAGAUAUAGAAAGAUAUUUGUGCCCGUCGUCGUCAUUAUCGAUGCAACCGACGCAAAAGUCGUUCCUACAGGACGAACUCGCCGCCGUAAUUUCGGCGGUGAUAGGCGGCGCCUCCUAUGGAAUCAAAAUACGACUGCCGCACGCCCUAGUCAUGACGUGCUUGUUUCGAAACGAUUUAACGCCAAGAGAGAAGAUCCGAACAAUUUUGAAGCUUGUCUUUGAACAUGCAUCUAACUUAGCGGCCUUUGCGACUAUCUACAAGGUUUUCUUGGCGGUCUUGAAGGGAUCGUCGCGGUGUUUGAGGCAAGGCGUAGGGCUUAACGAUUAUCCCAACAACCAACCACGGACGACUUCCAAUGCAAUCAAGUCGCUGGGAAGAACACUGAUCGCACUGAUCGUAGACGGACCCUUUUUUUCGACUGACACAUCUUCUGUUUGGGGGUCGUCCUCCAGCACUAGAAGAGCUGGAGAGCCGGAACGACCAUAUCAUUCGUUGCUGGCAGGUGCCGCCGGUGGUUAUAUCGUUUGGGGACGUUACUCCUCCGUCAACCACCAAAUUGUUUUGUAUCUGGCGAGUCGGAUCAUGGUAGGACUGGCCAAAAGGGGAUGGGAACUUGUCUAUAAAGAACCGGGGCACUUUCGAAAUGACAACAGAGGCAAGUCGAUACUACAGCACCCCCAAACAUAUCCUAUGGUAGCCGCCACGGUGUGGGGCAUCGUUAUGCUAUUGUUCGAAGAAAGUCCCCACGUUCUCCAUAGAUCGCUGAAGAAAAGCAUGGACGAAAUAUACCGCCGAGGCGUUUUUUGAUAGCACGUUCCGUUUACUGAAGUCUUCACAAAUUAUCUACAUGAAAGGUCGCUCUAGGUUUUUUGCACUUUGUUGCCGUUAGGUACUGUAUGUUUUACAAACAUUUUGAGUUCUGAAUUAUUACCAAUGCAAUAAAAAUGAAUCAUCGAAGGAAAUUAUUCACACUAGGUCUGGGAUUCUAACUAUUGGUUAGAGUUAUUCAAUACCUUGCAGUUCCAAAUGAAAUUCAACUGCCAUCUCGAAUGCAGUAUCCCGAGUUGUUACCAGAUCAUACUAAAGGAACAAUCCACUAAACCGUCGGGGUUUCCCAUUGUAAUAAAAAUCCCCCGAGUAAUCGGCAACUCUCGUCCAAUCAUCGACCGAUUCGAAUCCAUAUCGUGCCUUGAGUUCCGAAAAGGCAUCCGAGCCACUUGGACCCAGAUCUACACAAGCGACAUCACCAGCCUCUAGCGAUCGCUCAAUCAAACUGUAGACGCUGUGGAACCAAACAUAGUUCUUGGCAGCUUCGUCGGUGGCAUAAAACCAUUGGCCCCGUACCGUUGAGCCCUUUCGAACCUAUGGUGCGGAGAGCGCAAUGUUCCACCAAGGGUGUUCAAGGAAAAGUAAAAGGGUGAGAUUACUGCAUAUCGUGCGAAUCAAAGAGUGAAACCAGCUGUCAAUGGAAAGUCCUACACACCUCGUGCGCAAUGGCAAUGACCUUCCCCUCUUCCGACCGAUACUCCCUAAUAUCUCCCGUCAUCCGCGUGGUACCAACGUAGCGAGACACGCCCUCGGCGAGAGCAUCAAAAAAGGCGUCUUCUCCGUACAUGUUUCGCAACAAUCGAACCUCGUGUUCAAUCACGCAACGAAAAUGCGCCAGGGACGAGUGGGGUGCCGGUUCGUCGGCCAAAAUGUGUUUUGUCGUCACGGUAAAAUUCUGUGCCAACGCCUUUUUGAUGGUACGUUUGCAUCCCCGAGGAAGUGUCUUCACCCAAUCGUCGAUAGUGGUGAUGUUUUUCAAUUCGAGCAAGGCGUGGGGUCUCGUUUUCCACCGGCCGGUCCACUGGGCGGCUCCCAUUGCACCCAGCGAAUUCGAUUCCCGCUCUUCGAUCGAAAAGCGAUCACCAACGGUCUUUUCUUCGGGUGGCACGUCUUUCAGAGCGGCUUUGGCCAUUUGUACAGGUGGGGAAUCUUCCGGAAGGUUUCCAAAUAUUGCGGCAAUCGCUAGCAUCAGGUUGUUGUAUUCGUCUCUUCCGGCAAAAGCACGGGAAAGCCAUGCGAAAAGGGAGGUAAUCCUUUCGUCGUCAAGUUUCGAGUCCAAAUACACCGAAAGCUCCUGCUUCUCUGCAAAUAGCGGGGUUUGUCUUGGUCCCCAACUCGAUGAUGUACACAAAUUGUCAUAUUUCCCUCUGCUCAUCGAGACGGCAGAAUGGCUCCGGGUCAUAAAACAUAUUCCGGAGU
Molecule: messenger RNA, 2353 nt
Organism: Pseudo-nitzschia multistriata
Lineage: Eukaryota; Bacillariophyta; Bacillariophyceae; Bacillariales; Bacillariaceae
Source: the annotation of a GenBank genome assembly